AUGGCUCAGGGCGGCGUGAAAUCCUCCUCGCGCCCGGCGCCGACGGGCAAGCCCAAGCAAAAGUCGACCAAGAACGCAUCGCGCGUGGCAAAGCCGCAGAAGGCCAAGGCCCACGGCUCCGCCGACAAGAUGCAGAAGAAGCUCGCAGCCGGCCUCGUCGGGCGGACGGAGAAGCUGCUCGGCGAGCGAGCCGGCCACCUCGAGCUCAUUGGCAAGGGAAAAAAGGCCAAGGGCGCCAAGGAUGAGAAGACGCACAAGGGCGGCAGCCGCAAGUACGGCUAA
This is a messenger RNA of Colletotrichum higginsianum IMI 349063, 282 nucleotides long. Its product is annotated as Kinetochore protein. NCBI's taxonomy places the organism in Eukaryota, Fungi, Ascomycota, Sordariomycetes, Glomerellales, Glomerellaceae. The record is from RefSeq and is a predicted model, not a curated record. The transcript has a single exon. The coding region runs from base 1 to 282 and encodes 93 amino acids.